AAAGAGGGGUCGCUAAGAAAGUCAAGGGAGCCGGGCGCUAAAAGGUCGCGAAGACUAUAACAAACUCCACAUACUUCUGCCAGCUUUCCAACAGUUAACCUGAAUGCAUGUGGGAGUGCUGAUCUAGAUGGGCACAAGUGACGCUGUUGUACUCAAAGAAGUCAUUUGUUAUUUAACCCAGGCAGCCGUAGCAAACACGGAAAACUUCUCUGCAGGACUUCAACCUCUAGGACAUCACUAAAAAAGUCAGUAGUGACUCCAUGUCUUUCCAGAACUCCAGAAAAGGCAGUACAAGAAGAAAUAAUAGGGUAUAAUGCGGUGGAUUAAAAUGACUUGGUGGUAAAUGCUGCGUUUAAUGCUUUUUUUUUUUCGAAUUAGGAAUGAGCCCUAUUCUUUUUGCUGCAUGUUUCUCAUUUAUUUGGCUGUCAGGUUAAAACCCUGAACUUCAGAAUCACCUGCUGAGAACUUACUUUUUACCUAAGAAAUCAACAAUCGCAGAAAUGUCAACGUUUCCCAUCGUUUGCCUGCUUCCAGUUUAUCUGCUCCUUGCAGUUACAUUGCAUGAACUGGACAAGAGUUAUGCUUUUCAUCAUCCUAAUGUUAGAUCCUAUUCCCAGCCUAUGGAGAAGAAUGUGGGGAGAUUUCACAAGGAAUCACAGUGUCAUCACAUGCUUAAACAUCUCCAUAAUGGGGCACGGAUCACUGUACAGAUGCCUCCAGUUAUUGAAGGACAUUGGGUUUCCACAGGCUGUGAAGUGAGACCAGGCCCAGAGUUCAUAAUCAGAUCAUACAAGUUCUACCACAAUAACACAUUCAAAGCCUAUCAGUUCUACUACAGAGAUAAUCACUGUACAAUUCCUGCUUAUACAUUAAUAAUUCAUGGAAAACUGCGCCUACGUCAUGCUUCUUGGAUAAUUCGAGGUGGCACUGAAGCAGAUUAUCAACUUCAUCGAGUCCACAUAAUCUGCCAUAAUGAAGUAGUUGCAGAUGAAAUGAGUUGGUCAGUAAACAGAACAUGCCCAGGAUUCGUACGGGAAGAUAAUCGCUGGGAACCUAAUGUCAUCUAUGACUUGUGGAGAGAAGAUAAUGGCUGUGAUUGCACUAAAGCUAUACAUUUUGCAAUGCAUGAACUUCAACUGAUUCGCAUAGAAAAACAGUAUUUGCAUCAUAACCUGGACCACCUUGUGGAGGAGCUUUUCAUGGGGGAUAUUCACACUGACAUGUCGCAGAGAAUGUAUUACAGACCUUCAAGCUACCAGCCCCCACUUCAGAAUGCCAAGAACCACGACCAUAACUGCAUAGCGUGCAGAAUUAUCUACCGCUCAGAUGAACACCAUCCUCCUAUAUUGCCCCCUAAGGCUGACUUAACAAUUGGGUUGCAUGGCCAGUGGGUGAGCCAACAAUGUGAGGUCAGACCAGAAGUUCUUUUCCUGACAAGACAUUUCAUCUUCCAUGACAAUAACAACACCUGGGAGGGACACUAUUACCACUACUCUGAUCCCAUCUGCAAGCAUCCUGCCUUCACCAUCUAUGCCAUGGGACGCUACAGCAGAGGAGUCCACUCAAAUAAAGUACUUGGGGGGACAGAGUUUGUGUUCAAAGUGAACCGUAUGAAAGUGACACCUAUGAAUGUAGCUACAGCAUCCCUUCUUAAUGUCUUCAAUGGAAAUGAAUGUGGAGCAGAGGGGUCUUGGCAGGUUGGCGUAGAACAAGAUGUCACUCACACCAACGGAUGUGUUGCUCUGGGAAUUCGUCUUCCACACACAGAGUACGAACUCUUUAAGAUGGAGCAGGAUGCCAGAGGUUCAUACCUGCUGUAUAAUGGACAGAGGCCUAGUGACGGGUCGAGCCCUGACAGGCCAGAAAAACGAGCUACUUCUUACCAGAUUCCAUUAAUUCAGUGUAUCUCAUCUGCUGAGGUAGCUGUUGGGCCAUUAGAUGAAAGUGAAAGACACCGACGUACCAAAAGUGGGUCAAAAUGCAACUACCAGAUAGCAACUGUUGUUGUCACAAUGCUUUUAUGCACUGUUCUACAGGGAUAUAUUUACCACUAAUAUGUGGUGACAGUGAUCCUUUGCAAGGCUGUAAGCGGUCAUCCUGUGGUUACAGAUUCUCCUUGUGGGAGAAAAAAGGAUUUUGCUGAACUAAUGCACUUGAGAACUGCUAUUCGUAUAACAUUUGCUCUGGAUUUCUAGAGAAAUGGGAAUAUGAUAUUCUGUUUUUAUUUUUUUCCUUCAUAGAUGAUCCACCACAUGAAGACUUGUGACUUGAAAAUGACUACACAACAGCAACUGCACUUUAGUACUUGGACAAUGUUGAGAUGGCAUUUAGUACAAUGGACUUUUACAAUGCAGAUUAAAUUGCCUAGGAAGUUUUUGCUGUUGAGAGCUAAGGGUACUAAAAAUAUAUUGCUAACAAAGAAGAGCAAGCCAAUGAAUUCACAGCAGAACAUACAUACAUGUAUAUAGUAAUGCUAAAAUGGCAGCAUGCUGCGCUUUCAGAAACAUGUAUAUAUGUAAAUUCUUCACUCGACAACAUUAAAUAGCACAGUACUACUUAACGGCAAGAUAAGGAACUGCAUUCCUAAAAUACGUACUUAAAAUGAUCUUUAGUGAACAAUUAUAAUAAUUUAAAAAUAUUUUUUACAUUUAAAGAAAUAUUUUUAUGGAUUUUGUGUCUCCUGUGCUUUUUGUCCUGCUACUGCAUUAAAACAUUCUUUGUUUUGAUACAAGCACUGCUGUUAUGUUUCUGUUGCAGAGUAAAAGUGUUUACAGGCCCAUUAUGGCUAUAGUAAAAAGAAACAAGUCUUUCAUUGUGCUUUUUUUACCUCUUGUUACAGAAAGCAGCAACAUAUCUUUACUGGAACAAAUUAUUUUAUUAUCUUGUCUCAUGUCUGCUUUUGCUCACUGUUCAGUCAAGAUUUUUAAACCCAAGGAAGUAUUUUGUAAUAAAUUGCUCUGAGCUCAAUACA
This is a messenger RNA of Protopterus annectens (West African lungfish), 2971 nucleotides long. It is a transcript of the gene APCDD1, whose product is annotated as APC down-regulated 1. The record is from RefSeq and is a predicted model, not a curated record. Gene Ontology annotation, biological process: negative regulation of Wnt signaling pathway. Lineage: Eukaryota; Metazoa; Chordata; Ceratodontiformes; Protopteridae. Gene Ontology annotation, molecular function: Wnt-protein binding. Gene Ontology annotation, cellular component: plasma membrane. The transcript has 5 exons. Bases 501 to 2054 code for a protein of 517 amino acids.